CCGGCCCGGCCAUGGCUCACUCGGCGCCACUCGGCCUCCUGGAGCAGGGCUGCCCCAUCCAGGUGGAACACGAUCGGAAGCGGCGGCAGUUCACCGUGCGGCUGAACGGUUGCCACGACCGAGCAGUGCUGCUCUAUGAAUAUGUGGGGAAGCGCAUUGUGGACCUGCAGCACACCGAGGUGCCGGAUGCCUAUCGGGGAAGAGGGAUAGCCAAGCAUCUUGCAAAGGCAGCCCUAGACUUUGUGGUGGAGGAGGACCUGAAAGCUCACCUGACUUGCUGGUACAUUCAGAAAUACGUCAAGGAGAACCCACUGCCGCAGUACCUGGAACACUUGCAGCCUUAAGACAGCACUGCUCUGACACCAGCGCUCCUGUUCAACGCGGCCUUUGCUUCUCUGCGGUCUCAGGAAACCCCCUCCCACACUCACAAUUCCCUUUUUUC
Molecule: messenger RNA, 442 nt
Organism: Meleagris gallopavo (turkey)
Lineage: Eukaryota; Metazoa; Chordata; Aves; Galliformes; Phasianidae
Gene: NATD1
Product: N-acetyltransferase domain containing 1
Source: RefSeq, a predicted model, not a curated record